UAUCAGUAGAAGGCUUCAACUCGAAGCAGGUGAAAGCUAAAACCCCGCCAGGAAAUACAAAAAUAUAUUAAAAGGCUCUUUAAAAAAAGGAAAAUCACUCUUCUUUGAGAAAUGAGUCUCCACCAAAUGGCUCUCUCUCCUCCUUUUCUUUUAUCUUCUCGCUCUGCUUACACCCUCAACCCUCUUCUCUUUGCCAAACAUCGCCGUUUUUGCUUUCCUCUCUCUCUGUCUGGUUUCAGUUCGAUAAAGCGUCGGAGCUUUGCUGUUGUUGCAUCAGAGAAUGGCGUUUUCACUUCUCCAGAGUUAGCAAAGUCUUUUGAUUUUACUUCAGAGGAGCGGAUAUACAAUUGGUGGCAGUCUCAAGGGUAUUUGAGGCCAAAAUUUGACCGGGGAAGUGAUCCUUUUGUCAUAUCAAUGCCUCCGCCUAACGUUACUGGUUCUCUGCACAUGGGACAUGCAAUGUUUGUGACUCUUGAGGAUAUCAUGGUUAGGUACCAUCGCAUGAGGGGAAGACCAACACUUUGGCUUCCUGGGACUGAUCAUGCUGGUAUUGCGACUCAGUUGGUUGUGGAAAGAAUGUUGGCAUCUGAAGGAAUAAAAAGGGUAGAACUGGGCAGAGAUGAAUUUGCAAAACGAGUUUGGGAGUGGAAGUCCAGGUAUGGUGGGACCAUUACAAAUCAGAUUAAAAGACUUGGGGCUUCUUGUGAUUGGACUAGAGAAAGGUUCACCCUUGAUGAGCAGCUAAGUCGAGCUGUUGUUGAGGCGUUUGUUAAACUCCAUGAAAAAGGUUUAAUCUAUCAAGGGUCUUACAUGGUUAACUGGUCUCCCAAGUUACAGACGGCUGUUUCAGACUUGGAAGUAGAAUAUUCUGAAGAGCCUGGUACCCUAUAUUAUAUUAAGUAUCGAGUUGCUGGAGGUUCAAGGAGUGAUUUCUUGACAAUAGCAACGACGCGGCCUGAAACUUUGUUUGGUGAUGUAGCUAUUGCUGUGCAUCCUCAGGAUGAGCGAUAUUCCAAGUAUGUUGGUCAAAUGGCAAUUGUUCCUAUGACAUAUGGUCGUCAUGUUCCCAUUAUAUCUGAUAAGUUUGUUGAUAAAGACUUUGGGACAGGUGUGCUGAAGAUAAGCCCUGGCCAUGAUCAUAAUGAUUAUCUUCUAGCUAGAAAGCUUGGUCUUCCAAUUCUUAAUGUUAUGAACAAGGAUGGAACACUAAAUGAGGUUGCCGGACUGUACUGUGGUCUUGAUCGGUUUGAGGCACGGAAGAAAUUGUGGUCCGAACUUGAGGAGACUGACUUAGCUGUGAAAAAGGAACCUUACACUUUACGAGUACCAAGAUCCCAGCGUGGUGGAGAGGUAAUAGAGCCAUUAGUAAGCAAGCAAUGGUUUGUAACAAUGGAGCCCUUGGCUGAAAAGGCCCUUCGUGCAGUUGAAAAGGGAGAACUGACCAUUAUGCCUGAAAGAUUUGAGAAGAUUUAUAAUCAUUGGCUAUCAAAUAUAAAGGAUUGGUGCAUAAGCAGACAGCUGUGGUGGGGACACCGCAUACCUGUUUGGUACAUUGUUGGAAAAGACUGUGAAGAGGAAUAUAUAGUUGCUAGGAGUGCUGAGGAAGCACUUAUAAAGGCUCGUGAUAAAUAUGGAAAAGAUGUAGAAAUAUAUCAGGAUCCAGAUGUUCUUGACACUUGGUUCUCAAGUGCACUAUGGCCUUUCAGUACUCUUGGGUGGCCGGAUGUGUCAGCAGAGGAUUUUAGAAGGUUUUAUCCAACAACAAUGCUUGAAACUGGGCAUGAUAUAUUGUUCUUUUGGGUCGCAAGAAUGGUUAUGAUGGGAAUUGAAUUCACGGGAACUGUUCCAUUUUCUUAUGUAUAUCUUCAUGGACUUAUCCGCGACUCACAGGUACGUAGAAUGUCUGAACUAGGCUACUAUUUGGGAACUCAUCUUUUUGACAUGGAGGAGUCUCUUUUAAGGCUUCCGCUUUCAGAAUGUUGGGUGGUCUCAAAACUGCAUUUGCUUAUCGAUGCAGUCACUGAGAGUUAUAACAAGUUUUUCUUUGGGGAAGUUGGAAGAGAAACGUAUGAUUUCUUUUGGGGUGAUUUUGCUGACUGGUAUAUUGAAGCGAGUAAAGCUCGCCUUUACCACUCUGGAGAUGAUUCAGUUGCUUUAGUAGCACAGGCAGUUCUACUUUAUGUUUUUGAGAAUAUACUGAAACUAUUACAUCCAUUCAUGCCAUUUGUAACUGAGGAGCUGUGGCAGGCACUUCCCAAUCGGAAAGAAGCUCUUAUAAUAUCUACUUGGCCACAUACUUCUCUUCCCAGGAACACUACUUUGGUAAAAAGAUUUGAAAAUUUACAAGCUCUGACUCGAGCAAUCCGGAAUGCUAGAGCUGAGUAUUCUGUUGAGCCAGCAAAGCGUAUAUCUGCUUCUAUUGUUGCCAGUGAAGAAGUCAUUCAGUAUAUAGCUGAAGAGAAGGAGGUUUUGGCUCUCUUAUCCAGGCUAGAUUUAGACAAUAUCCAUUUCACUGAUUCUCCUCCAGGGGAUGCUAAACAAUCAGUUCACCUUGUUGCAAGUGAAGGACUAGAGGCAUAUCUGCCCCUCGCUGAUAUGGUUGAUAUUGCUGCUGAAGUCCAACGCCUUUCCAAGCGCCUAUCUAAGAUGCAAACAGAGUAUGAGGGACUUAAAGCUCGUCUCAAGUCCCCUAAAUUCAUAGAGAAAGCUCCUGCGGAUAUUGUCCUUGGGGUUCAGCAAAAAGCAGCAGAAGCAGAAGAGAAGAUUAAUUUGACCAAAAACCGUUUAGAUUUCCUCAAAUCAACUGUUUUGGUUUCACAGUAGUCUCCAUCCCUGAUUUGGUCCUUUCUUUGUCCCCAGAAGCUAUACAUUCUGCCGGAUUGUUUGUCACUGUUUUUUGCCAUAACAAGCUCCGCUUCUGCACAUUCAGCCUUUUCAGGCUUAACAGAUUUUGCAUUUUGAUCGGUAGAUCGUCGUGAAAAGCAUUAUUCUGGAAGCUACAUAUCAACAAUCUGACUGGUUGCACAAUAGACGUGGUCAAAAGUUUGUGCACAAAUCACACCGCUCACGUACGCAGAUUAAAAGGUUGAAGCACUCCAUGAAUUGAGAUGUGCAUUUUUACUACUGCUAAGAGUCUUAGUUUUGCCUGCUGCCAUGAGUUUUUGCCUCCUCGAAUUAUCAUGUGGAAAAACUGCUUAAUUCUACAUUCAAACAUUUCCUGGUGAAUUACACUUGAAUUCAACAUUGGGCUCAAUAUAUUUAGGGACAUCAUUUUGGCAUUUGUCGAAAAAUUAUUUUUGGACAUGAAUAGAAGUCAGUAAAAAUACUCUGUUGUGAUAAA
Molecule: messenger RNA, 3340 nt
Organism: Theobroma umbraticum
Lineage: Eukaryota; Viridiplantae; Streptophyta; Magnoliopsida; Malvales; Malvaceae
Product: protein EMBRYO DEFECTIVE 2247
Biological process (GO): valyl-tRNA aminoacylation
Cellular component (GO): cytosol; cytoplasm
Molecular function (GO): valine-tRNA ligase activity; ATP binding; aminoacyl-tRNA deacylase activity
Source: RefSeq, a predicted model, not a curated record